Molecule: messenger RNA, 1854 nt
Organism: Puccinia triticina
Lineage: Eukaryota; Fungi; Basidiomycota; Pucciniomycetes; Pucciniales; Pucciniaceae
Exons: 2
Coding region: 1-1854 (617 amino acids)
Source: RefSeq, a predicted model, not a curated record
AUGGACAUCCAGAACAUCAUUGGACCCGAACAACCGAAUCUAACCCAGAACAGUGGCCAUCGCUCAACGUCUGCCUCCGCUGGAACUACGAAGUCUGACGAUUCAACAGAAACCGGCUCGUAUCAGCUUCCGCCUCACAUUAGCAAAGUCUUAGACGAACUAGAAAAAGAGGAAGAACUAGAGCUCCAGAACAGACCCACAGAGGAGACCGAACCAAGAGAAUCAGACGAUGAACCCACUACCGAAGAAUUCAUCACGCCCGAGGAUAUCGGCCAAGAAUUAGACAAGGCACUCAAUCUCGCUGAGCGCGAGUCGUACUGCUCCAAACAAGAUGAUCAAGACUUGAAAGAGUGGGGCAAGACCGGGCUUGAUGGGCUCAAGAAUAUUUUCAAGAGGUCGUCGCCGUCGCUGUCAAUUCCAUCAACUUCUCAGAAAGUUGGCCAGUCGUCGGCUGACCUCAAUCCUCCAGCUUGCCCCACUCCGCCUACCAGCAUCAUGGCUACAAGUACCCGGACCGAUAAACUGAGCUCACAGGACGAGACAGGAUCUUCUGCAAAGCCGCCCCCGAAGAAGUCGGUCACCUUUGCCCCUGAAACUUAUUUGAACCCUCCCAAAUCACCCCCCACAUCUUCAUCCCCCGCCCCUCCAAACCCACCCCGUCCAUCUCCUGGGAUCAUGCUGUCCGACAUCGUCGAACGCCCCAUCGCUCAGCCCGGCAUCAUUUCCCCAAUAAAACCUACCCAGCCUAGCAAGAUUGAAGUCAACGGGAAAAAUGCAUAUCUCAACCCACGCCUAGCCUCCCUUUUGCCGCGCGCUCUGAAAUCUAAACCCGAAGAUCCUGGAUCUCAACAGGAAGAAGAAGAAGAAGAAGAAGAAAGUGCUGAAGAGGAUGAUCCAGAUGAUUCGGAUGAUGAUGAGGCAAACGACGGCUCAUCAGUAUGGUCGGUCGACGAUGAAGAGGCAGAAGGGGGGUCGAGCUGGCCCCCGGAAGACCAGCACAUUGAAACGGCACUAGACCUCAGACAAGCUGCGAUAGAAUACCAUACCAAACGGCAAGGGUUAGGGCUUGGUCGAGGGACCGGGCCAUUAGGAGGCGACCGAGCGCCGGGCUCAGAUGAGGAGGCCGAAUGGGUACCGCUCGACGCCCGGGCCCAAGCACCAGGUGUGCCCCGACGAUCCAACGGCCAGAGCAGAUUCAAGACUGGACGGCCGUUGCAUCUCUUGGAUCCGGAUGCUCUAGGAGAGCACAAGGUGGUCGACGGGAAGCUGUUUGGGGCUGCGCCGAUCAUCGAGGGCCCCGCGCCGACGAUGGGCGCGGCCGUCCACCAGCUCCCGGGCCGGCCGGCAGACUUCUCGGAGCUGGACGACGAACUGACGGCCGAGGAAGUCGAACUGCUCCGGUCACGAUUAGAGGCUCUCGGGAUGGAUGAAGAACGCCGGAUCGCGGCUGAGAGGGCCGGGUCGGAGUUGAUGGCUUGGAUGGAGAAGGCUAGGUCUGGCCAAAUCAACCUGGAAGAUGAAGAUUAUGGUCCUCAGCCACCCCUAGAUACUGCUCCUCAACACGCCCACGAUCUUCUGCCUGAAGAACCAUCCGUCGAAAGGGCAUCCCGGAACGAAGGACCACCCGAAAUCAAGACUGCUCCCAAGACUUCUGCACUGAAAUCUAGAGCCGCAAUCUCAAAGAAUCCCUCUCCGACCACUGUCCAACCAGACGCACAAACCACAUCACAGCAGCAACCAAAUUAUUCGAUUAAAAGUAUUCAUGAAUCCACAGAAUCGAUCCCAGAAGACAGCCCACCGAUUCCUAAGAAAGUGUCGCGUUUCAAAGCCUCUAAAAUCUACCAUAAUCUGUAA